AUGGAAGCCUCGGUGAUCACGGCAGCCAUGCAGCAGGAGGAGCAGCAGCUGGAGGCCGCAGGGAUGGAGCAGGAGCGGCAGAUGAUGGAGAAGGCUCGCAUGUCGUGGGACAGAGACUCGAGUGAAAUGCGCUUUAAGAGGCUUCAGCACUUGCUGGAGAAAAGCAACAUCUACUCAAAGUUCUUGCUAACCAAAAUGGAGCAGCAGCAGCUAGAGGAACAGCGGAAAAAAGAAAAACUAGAAAAAAAAGAAAUGUUAAAAACCACCAAGAAAGCAAACUCGGUAAGUGCAAAAAAGAGAGCCAGAGAAGAUGAAACAUACAAUAUCUCGGAUGUCAUGUCUAAAGAGGAAAUCUUGUCUGCUGCCAAAAAAAGCAAAGCCGAAGAGAAUCAGAAUAAAAGCUCAUCUCUGAAACUGUGUGCAGAAGAAUUCCUAAAUAAUGGGGACUCAAACAGCAUUAUUAAGAACAGGCUGUCCCAAGCGGUGCGCCACAGCGCCAAACACUUCAUUGACCCAGUGCGGACGUUUAACGGCCAGCCGGUACCUUUCCAGCAGCCCAAGCUCUUCUCUGGAGGGAUAAUGCGGUGGUACCAAGUGGAAGGCAUGGAGUGGCUGAGGAUGCUGUGGGAGAAUGGCAUCAACGGGAUUUUGGCUGAUGAAAUGGGUUUAGGAAAGACGAUCCAGUGUAUUGCCACUAUAGCCUUGAUGGUGGAGAGGGGAGUCACCGGGCCGUUCCUGGUGUGUGGGCCUCUGUCUACGCUCCCUAACUGGAUGUCAGAAUUCAAAAGAUUCGCCCCUAAGGUUCCGAUAAUGCUGUACCACGGCACCCAGCAAGAACGUCGUGCGCGGCUUCAUAAAAUCCGAAAAAGACACGAUUCUCUGAAUGUCCAUCCCGUGGUCAUCACUUCUUUUGAAAUAGCCAUGAGAGACAGACAUUCUCUUCAGAAUUUCUACUGGAAGUACUUGAUAGUGGACGAGGGACACAGGAUUAAGAAUAUGAACUGUCGUCUCGUCAAGGAAUUGAAGCAGUUCAGGACGGACAACAAGCUCCUGUUAACUGGCACGCCCUUGCAAAACAAUCUGUCCGAACUUUGGUCCCUGCUGAACUUCCUGCUGCCUGACGUCUUUGACGACUUGAGGAGCUUUGAGUCCUGGUUUGACAUUACCAGUAUUUCUGAAGCUGCUGAAGAUAUUGUGGCCAAAGAAAGAGAGCAGAAUAUCUUGCACAUGCUGCACCAGAUUUUGACCCCUUUCUUACUGAGGAGGCUGAAAUUGGACGUCGCUUUAGAGGUUCCUCCUAAGCGCGAAGUCGUCGUCUAUGCACCUCUUGUGAAGAAACAAGAAACAUUCUACACUGCCAUUGUCAACAAGACGAUUCGGAAGUUGCUGGGGGAUGACCAGGAACCAGUGGUUGAAUCGAACUCUGCAGGCAGACCAAAGCGCCGAAGUCGGAACCUGGUAAACUAUUGUGAACUUGGUAAAAACGAUUUCCCUGACAAACUGGAAGUAUUGAUCAGCGAAAGGCAAGAGGAAGUUGAAAAAGAGAGGCCCGUGAUAGAAAUGAACAUGCCUUCGAAUUCAGAAAUCAACCUGAAGCUGCAGAACAUUAUGAUGUUGUUGAGGAAAUGCUGCAACCACCCGUACCUCAUUGAAUAUCCUCUGGACCCUGCCACGCAGCAGUUUCAGGUCGAUGAGAAUCUGGUGAAAAAUUCGGGCAAGUUCCUGCUCCUGGAUCGCAUGCUGCCAGAACUAAAGAAGCGGGGGCACAAGGUGUUGGUAUUCUCGCAGAUGACCAAAAUGCUGGACAUCCUGAUGGACUACUGCUAUCUGAGGGACUACCAGUUCAGCCGCCUGGAUGGAACUAUGUCCUAUGCAGAGAGGGAAGAAAAUAUGCGUAACUUCAACACAGAUCCAGAAGUUUUUCUCUUCCUGCUGAGCACACGAGCCGGAGGUCUUGGUAUUAAUUUGACGGCUGCUGACACCGUCAUCAUUUAUGACAGUGACUGGAAUCCCCAGUCGGACAUUCAGGCCCAGGACCGUUGCCACAGGAUCGGCCAGACCAAGCCGGUGGUCGUGUACCGCUUUGUAACCGCCAACACCAUUGACCAGAAGAUUGUGGAGAGAGCUGCCGCCAAGAGGAAGUUAGAGAAACUGGUCAUCCACAAAAAUCAGUUUAAAGGAGGCAGAUUUGGAGUGAACAAGAGCUGCUUAGAUCCCAAGGAACUGAUGGAGUUGUUGCAGUCCAGAGACUUUGACAGGGAAGUUAAAGGAUCCAGAGAAAAAGUAAUAUCUGACAAAGAUCUAGAACUACUGCUGGAUAGAAGUGAUCUUCUUGAUCAAAUGGAAAAGUCUGCACCACUCAGACAGGAAACGGGAGUUUUCAAGGUGUUGGAAACCAUGGAAGAUGGCAGCACGGAAAGUGUACUUUGA
Messenger RNA from Euleptes europaea (tarantolino), 2430 nucleotides. RefSeq names its product helicase, lymphoid specific (gene HELLS). Lineage: Eukaryota; Metazoa; Chordata; Lepidosauria; Squamata; Sphaerodactylidae. Gene Ontology annotation, molecular function: chromatin binding; ATP binding; ATP-dependent chromatin remodeler activity. Gene Ontology annotation, cellular component: pericentric heterochromatin; nucleus. Bases 1 to 2430 code for a protein of 809 amino acids. The record is from RefSeq and is a predicted model, not a curated record. The transcript has 21 exons. Gene Ontology annotation, biological process: DNA methylation-dependent constitutive heterochromatin formation; lymphocyte proliferation; negative regulation of gene expression via chromosomal CpG island methylation.